Molecule: messenger RNA, 1422 nt
Organism: Naegleria lovaniensis
Lineage: Eukaryota; Heterolobosea; Eutetramitea; Acrasida; Naegleriidae
Exons: 2
Coding region: 1-1422 (473 amino acids)
Molecular function (GO): protein binding
Source: RefSeq, a predicted model, not a curated record
AUGUUUUUACGCAAACGACCACAACCUUCACGUUCCGAUGAGGAUCAAGAGGCUUCUUCUUCAAAUACCGAUACAACAACGAACGCCAUGGCUUCUGCAGAUGACAUGAUGAUCGUGGAUAGUAAUGAUUCUGUAGAAGAAAAAGGCUCUUCUUCCGAUAGCACUAUGGCUCUUUCAGGAUCAGAAGAGAAGAAAUCAAAAUUGACUCCAGAAUUCAUCCCGAUCGAGCAUCGUGAGAAGAAGGAGAAACCUCCGAAGAGAGAUCUCGUUUCAGAAAUUCUUCCCAAUGAUUUAAAUUUUGUGGACUUUGAGGAGAGUGUUUCAUUCUCUCCACUCGUGAAAAAGCGAGUGUUGCAACAAGGUGAAGGCUUGACAGCAACGCCAGGCUCUGUUAUUCGAUUUUUUGGAUGUGCGAAAUUAUUUUACAAAAACACAGAACAAGAUGUGGAAUGGAGCUGUCUGACAGCAUCUAACAACUUGUUGCAAGAGAUUCGUUUGCGACCAAACAAAGUGUAUCCAGUACAGUUAGAUUGUCUCUAUACCAUGAAACAGAAAGAGAAGGCCAUUUUCAGUAUUGCCAAGAAUGUUGACAAGGUUUUAGACAUUACUCUAUUCCCAACAGGAGAUGGUGACCAUGUAUCUCCUGGUCAGUGUCAUGACUAUGUCUUUGUGCAAUACUAUGAAAUGACUCACCUUGAACGAAAGGAAAUUGUCAACGUGACCAAUUUUGAAGAAGGAUUGAAUGAAGCAAUCAAGAAACGAACUGCAGGAAAUUUAGAAUACAAAGAUUGUCAAUUUAAAAAGGCGUUGAAAACUUACAAAACAGCUCUCAUCUGUCUCUCCAAUGUUAAAUUGGACGAUCCUGAAAAUCAAGAACUGUGCCACAUACAAAAAAAGCUGAUUACAGAUGAGAAAGUUAAAUUAUUACUCAAUAUUGCAAGAACCAAUUCGAUCAUGAAAGAUCACAGGUCAUGUAUUGAAACAUGCCAAAACAUACUCACUGUAGAUUCCAACAAUCAUCAUGCUCAUUAUUUACUUGGAAAGUCCUAUAAUUGCCUCGACGAUUACGAAAGAGGUGUUGAGCAUAUCGAGAAGGCCAAAGUUUUAUUUGCUUCGUAUCAAUCUUCUCUGGAUUCCAACACUGUUGACAAUUUGCAACAAAAGAAAGAUGAAGAAUUUGUAAAUAACCUUUCCAUUAUUGAACGACAAUUACGGUACAAGAAGCAAAUUCAAGAACAAAAAUUCGAUCAAGAAAUGAAGCAGAAAAUGAGUCGAAUGUUCUCAGAGGAAUUAUAUCCCAAUCAAGAACCGUACGAUGAAGCAGAGGAUUGGAUGAAAAUGCAAGAGCAAGAUGAAUUAUUGAAUCGCAAGCCAUGGUUUUCGAGUGAAGGACAAAUCAUGUAUCAACGAUUAUUCAAAUAA